This is a messenger RNA of Syngnathus acus (greater pipefish), 2646 nucleotides long. RefSeq names its product family with sequence similarity 219 member B (gene fam219b). The coding region runs from base 184 to 732 and encodes 182 amino acids. Lineage: Eukaryota; Metazoa; Chordata; Actinopteri; Syngnathiformes; Syngnathidae. The transcript is spliced from 6 exons. The record is from RefSeq and is a predicted model, not a curated record.
CGACUCAAAAAUUACCACGCUCCUACCACAAAAUCUUAUUUUGAAAUGUUAACCGGAACUUGAACCAAAACCUAGCAUUAGCAACCUAUCGUGAUUGUCGGUGUACUACCGGUCAGUGUUGCCAACAAACUGGCUGGUCAUGGGUGUGCUGCGGUGCUAUACGUUGUGACAACCGACGCCAAGAUGAUGAACGACAUCUCCGAGGAGCCCGAGAAGGACAACUUGCUCGAAGCUCCUCGAAAUUUAACGGCCCUCGGUAGUGGUGCAAGGCCUAAAAGUGGUGAUGUAGGCAUCAGGCCGACAGAGAAGAGAGGACCGUAUAUCAUGUCCAGGGCGCCAGCCAUCCACCUCAAACUACAAAAACACAGGGAGCUCGCCAGGAAAGCUCUAAAGAAGAAAGCUCUCGCACCGGGACCUGCUGUCAUGCAUCAGCCCAGACAAGGAACUAAGAGAAAAGUUAAGUUUAACAAGGGCUACACUGCUUUGAGUCAACAUGCAGAGGAAACUUUGAUUGCACUGGAUUCAGACAGUGAUGAAGAGAUUGAUUUUGAGCAGUGCUCCUCGGGCUACUCUUCGGCCGAGAUCCAUCCGGACUUGAGUCGUCAGCUGCUUCAGGACGGCUACCGCCUGGACGAGAUUCCCGACGACGAGGACCUGGACCUGAUCCCACCCAAAGCUAUGGGUUCCUCCGUGUGCUGCUGCAUCGAGACUCCGUCCUGCUGCACGCAGUGAAAGGCCACCGCUCCAUUGCGGGCCGCCAAAGCAGGUUUGUGGCCCGUGUCGGAGGCCGGCGCUUGCUGCCUUCUUGACGUUUCCCACUACGGAGCCGAGAGCCGGGGCUUCUUCUGAGUCGCAUCGCUGCGCAGGUGGACAACAGCAACAAAAAAAAAAAAAAGCCUUAUCCACUGUGACUCCAAAGCUUGACCUAUUUUUGUAUUUUUUUUUUUUUUUUUUUAAAUACGUCUAAUUGCAACUAGAGUGACUGGUGUGGACGUGUGUCAUCUUCAUGUUUUAUCUGCAAUUUCCUGACUGCUGUUACAUUCAUGUCACCUAUUCCUACAUUUACAAGCUUGUUGGAUUCAAAUAGGAUAUCAAGUACACAUUAUUGUGUAUGCAUGGAGUUGAGUACAGUCAUGCUUUUUGAAAAACGAAUAAUAUUGCUGGCGUUGAAGCCAAUGUUAUUUUUUUCCAAAUUAUCGACCAAUCUGAAAUGCUGACUUGCUCUCUUUGAUGAUGCAAUGCUAAUGGCUCAGUAAUCAUUCUGUCUUUUUUUUUGUCUUCCCUUUAUGAAACAUGCUGGUUUCGAAGAGGUUUCUGACCAACGGCAGUCAUAUGUCAUCAACAUUAACGCGCUUUAUUCCGGUAACAUUCCGUCUUCUAACAUUGCAACCUCUUUCUCGCAAAGUAGCAUUUUCGCGCAACAAUGCAAUGCUUUUUUUUUUAUAGCAACCUUUUUCCUUGUAGUCUUCCUAUAUUUUUUUUCUUUUCAGCGUGGUCCUAAGAGGCCUUCAUUAUCUCCUGUCAAAACGUUAACAACAUGAGCACUGUUUCCAAGCUACUAAAGCCAAUGAGUGAAGUGACAAGUACAGUGGGAAGGGUACGAACAUGUGAAAGUAAAAUAAUACACUAUAAAUGUAUUUAGUUUGGAAAAGAAUAUGCAUGUAGGCUAGGGUGUUAAACCAAAGGGGUUUCUGAUGUUUUGGGAGGCAACGUUAUGUCAAGUGUCGCGUUGGCGCUACAGUAGUCGAAUUAUUUAUAAUAUAUUUAUAACUUUGAGGUGGUUAGUAGGAAAAGAAUUGGUUUAUGUCACUUUUUUUUUCUUUUCACUUUGUAUGACAGAACUGUCAUUGGUGUGAAAAACAAAGGGCAAGUACUUUGCUUUUUAUGCACUGUACAUUUGUGGAAUGGAAGAGCAUUUUUCUUGAUGAUCAGUGGUUUCAGCCCGCACGAUACGUUAACUCGUGUCGUGGUGUUCUUCUCGAGGAGGCAAAGCACUUAUUCUAUAAAACGCAUCGUAAAGCGCCCUCAAAUGACUUUCUGACGCAAUCGAUGAACAAAUGUUUGAUGUUAAAGGCGUAUGUGUGCUAUCGACAAAAGUUUUCAUACAGUGUGCCAAGAGUAGGUUUGUGCUCAUUUUAUUGCAUUUUAGCUCAAUAACAUUUGCUACAUGUCCUCAAGACACAACAAGACCGUUUGAAACGUCACAAUAGCAGACAUGGCACCGUGAAGAACUCCAAGGAAUUUUGUCCUGUAUGAUCUUAUCUGUGGAUAGUUUUAGCUGAAACUUGUCAGCCAAGGUUGAAGUGGCCAUUCCAGUGACACUCAGCAUAUUGACUUUGAUUUGGGGGACAUUUUGUCACGUUUCUAGUUUCAGGGACUGUGAGUUCACCAUCCAUACUUCCUCCUCAUUCUCCUCCCUACCUCCUUAUCUGCCUUCACUUCCUUCAUUUGAAAGUCCUAAAAAAAAAUACCUCCUUUUGGCCCAUUUUAGUUUAACAUCAGUGGUUGGUAGCAAAAGUCAACAUAUGUUAUGCAACCGCUGGACAAUCUACAUAUAUUAUUUUACAAUGCGUGUAUGUUUAUUUUUUAAUAGGACUGCUGUUUUAUUGGUUUACAAUACAUGAUAAAAUAAAAGAUCCAUUCUGA